Molecule: messenger RNA, 264 nt
Organism: Trichoderma atroviride IMI 206040
Lineage: Eukaryota; Fungi; Ascomycota; Sordariomycetes; Hypocreales; Hypocreaceae
Source: RefSeq, a predicted model, not a curated record
AUGACAGCCCAGGGCGUGGCCUCGUGGACAGAGAUUGCGGAUGGCACGCCGUGUGGCCGGGACCCUGACGAGAUUGGCGUGCCGGCAAGAUGGGCCUUGGACGGGACUGAGGAUGAACGUCAGGGAUUCAGCCAAAGUAGGGAGAAGGGUGGGUUUCCUGGCGGCAGCGCCGGCGAAGGGGCUUCAGGACGAAGUGCCGUGUUAGACGCAGCCACAAUACCGAUUGAGGGCGAAGCGACGCAGGCCGAAGCCACUCUAAUCUAA